UUAAAAAUAAAAAAAUCAGGCACAAGUGCUCGUUCGUAAAGAAAACGAAGAAACAAGUUUAAUCCGUCCGUGACCUCUACAGGUGCGUUCAGUUACGACAGUAGUACGUCCACCCGCGGCCUUUUCCAAAGCGCCACUUGUGCAACAGCAACAACAAACGGCUGCGGCGGCACAGAUUCCACAAUCACCAAUGCAGGUUUUGCAGCAGCAGCAACAUCACCAGCAGCAACAACAACAGCAGCAGCAACAGCAUCUUAAACCCCCGCAGUUGCAUCCACUGCCACAGCCAUCACAACCAUUGCAGCAGCAACAAAUGUCUGUAUGCACGAGCGCGAGCAGUAUCAUAAGCUCGACCACACCGUCAUCUGUUCGGCAGUCAGGUGCACCCACAAUUGCACAGAAGACAAUAGCCUCAAUGACGGCCGGCUCGAAAACGAUGCCCUCGACGCAUGUUCUGAACAAAAGCAGCGUUAGCGCGACGCCGAAUAAAACCGUAGUGCCUUCCACACAGCCAAAACCGGCCGUUAUCAAGGAAAAGGAGAAGAAGACCUUUUCCUCCGCGGGAUACACAGGUGACGAUGACAUUAACGAUGUCGCAGCUAUGGGAGGAGUCAAUCUUGCCGAGGAAUCUCAGAGAAUUCUCGGAUCAACGAAAUUUGUCGGGACUCAAAUUAGAUCGUGCAAAGACGAUGUGUUCCUUCAUCUGACACCCCUCCAACAAAAAAUUAAUAAAAUAGGUUAG
This is a messenger RNA of Copidosoma floridanum, 742 nucleotides long. Its product is annotated as transcription initiation factor TFIID subunit 4. Gene Ontology annotation, biological process: DNA-templated transcription; transcription initiation at RNA polymerase II promoter. Gene Ontology annotation, molecular function: RNA polymerase II general transcription initiation factor activity; protein heterodimerization activity; DNA binding. The record is from RefSeq and is a predicted model, not a curated record. Gene Ontology annotation, cellular component: transcription factor TFIID complex. Lineage: Eukaryota; Metazoa; Arthropoda; Insecta; Hymenoptera; Encyrtidae.